AAAGCAUCAGUUUGGUAAAGCAUCAUAAUGAUUCACAAGUUCUUAGCGAGCACCGCGUUGACAACAGCUCCAUCAACGGACAAAGUCAAAUCAACGUAACUGUGAUGGGGGUUCAGAAUUCCGAUUUCGGACGAUAUGAGUUGAGAUUGUGGUUUGAUGAAGACUUUGACUGGAAUGUUACGUUUUAUUUACUAGAAGAGACAGGUAAUACUUUCUAAUGCUAUUUUAAGUAGUUAGAUCAGCUUCUAUGUUAAACAUGUCGUACUGCGGUAUUUAAACGCUUUCAAGUAUGUGUACUUGUCUAUUUUUUUAUGUUAAGCUUUUAAAUUAAAUUAUGUGAUUCGAGUUAAGCACAAAUCUUGAUGUUAUUCUAAACAUAUAUUUUAAUUUUAAUCGAAUUCAAAUUAACUUAUUUUAGUUUUACAUACAAUUUUUUUCUGUGAUAUAUAACAUUUUUUUUUAAAGUAAUAAAAAGCAUCGUAUGAUUUAGAGAAUACUUGAAAAUUUUAUUAUAUUUAAAUAUUUCCUUUUGUUUUCUUUUACGCAUUUACUUUUGUUUUUUUUUAAUGAUAAAUUACCCGCAACGUCAGAUAUAUAUUUCCAUCCGUACCAAUUAAUACCACACAUUAUCAACCAUAAAAAAGUACAUCUAUUUAAAUUAAGCAUGAUUUAUGUUUUGCUAUUUCCUUAGACCUCCCUAGCGAGUUUUGCCAGCACGGUACCACAGCAGCGACUACAAUCUCUGACCUAAACAGUACGACGUCAUUCUGUGUUCAAGAUUACGGUGUCGUCUUCGAGAACGAUUCCGUUGAUAUCAACGGUGCCGAGCAUGUCGUAAAAUACGGUCAGAUGAACAUUAGCUCGAAGUUGAGUGUGAGCGGUCUCUGGAACAGAACAAUUCAAGUGAGCUACCUUCAAAUUCACAUCCGUCAACUCCAAAUUGAUGAUGUCAAGAAGCCGUACAAAGUUACCAUUCCGCAUUUGGAUAAAGUCUUCACAUUUGAGAUAAAACUAAGAGGUAUUUUGCUGGUUUAGGUUGUAUUUCGUAAAAAAACAUGUUGUUUGUGACACAUUUGCAUAAAUAUUAGAAUGUGGUUUGUGCAAUUAAAAAAAAAACACCGUCGAAAUAAUGCAUGAUAGCAUGAACGUAUAACUAAACCAUAACAUAUAACCAAGUCAAAAAUGGUGAUUUUUUUUAUUUUAGCCACAUCAUUUUGAAUCAACAAGGAAUUGCCAAAUAUUCGUGUUCUGAUUCUGAUAGGAUACGUUGCUGCAUUCAUGUACUGGCAUAUGUACUAUGUUUAUUGAUGUUAUUAAUAUAAGAUUGCAUUUUCCUGCAGUUACAGAAAAUAUGCUAAAGUAACGAACAUGCGUUUUAUCAUUGACUAAACAAACUUAUUUCUUAAGAGAACUUUGAAAAUGAAUUAGUGCUUUACAUUUCUGUUAUAUAUACAUAUAUAUAUAUAUAUAUUUAUUUAUUUAUUUAUAUAUAUAUAUAUAUAUAUAACAUCUAUGCAAUUCGACAACUUCUGUUGAAGCUAUAUUUUCGUAGGGUGAUAUAUUUUGCCCUACACUAGUUUUGAGGCUUCUGUGGAUUCCUUCUCCUCUCGGCUGUCCAAAUUUCUGCUGACGUAGUAAUUACGCUUAGUAGCGUUGAAAUAAUCAGUCGGGGCAAGGGGACUCCUUCUAGUGACGUACGUGUGUGGUUUACUAAACCUUUUUUUGUUUUCUUGUUUUUGUUUAAAAUAUUACAGUUGGUCUAUGCAAGAAUCAAAACAACCAACUUAAUAUCACUACCAUUCUUGGAAGAGAUGAAAAUAUUACCGUGUGCCUGAAGGGUCUUGUACAAGAGAAUCUGAACAGUAUACAUGAAAGUAUCGAGAUCCAACGGAAUGCAAAAAGCAAGAUAAGCUACUCCUUUGGGGAUUUAUCUACGGUCACAUUGGAAAGAAACCUUACCAUUACCAUUAGUAACGUAACAAACGAAGACGCGGGAUCUUUGAAUUUUCAUCUUAAAGAUGUACAGGAAACAGUUGAGAUUUCAGUUCUUGUAACACCAACGGCGACUGGUGAGAUGCCUCUUUGUAUGUUGCAACAAAGUAGUAGUUAGUCUCUGAAACUAUAUAUUUAUAUACCACGGAUUUAAUUGGUAUUAUAUUUUAAGACGACUAUGUGUAUGAUAUAAUGAAGUUGCUUAAAAAAGUUAUACUAAUUUUUAAAAAAAGAUAUAUAUAUAUAUAAUAUAUUUAUAAAAUGGUAUCAUAAUAUGCAAAAACUUAAGAGAAGUUAAAGUUACGUUAAAAAUGAAUUAAUAAAAAAGCAAAAAUGAAAAUUACAUUUUUUAUAAAAAUAAUUAUUAAAUUAAAUAAAUAAGUUGACUGCAAGUUCUUUUUUUUUUUAUGAUUAUUAUUACAACACGUGUGUGUUGAAAUACAUUCUUAAAUAAGACAUUAUUUUAAACUUUAUAAUUCAAUAUAUCAAAUAUAUACGAAAAAUUGUAUAUAUAAAUAUUAUAAGUUUGGAAAUUUAUAACAUGAAGUUUGGUCCUAGACUGUGCCUACAUUCUUAAUCUUACAAAUAAUGUCUCAUCGUACCGCCGAAAAAGCUUGAUUUCUCUGAGUGAUAGGAAAAAAAUAUUUAACAAGUAUAAAUGAUCGGAAAAUGAGUCUACUCAAACAUAAACACAAGUUUAACUACUUAAUCUUGAAAUGUAUAAAAACUGUAACAUUUUUUUAUUACACCAGACAAUUAAUAAGUCAUAAGUUUCAUGACACAUUUUUUUGUUAUACUGAUAUAACGAGUUUUAACUUUAUUUUUUUAAUUACGUUAUGGUUGAGUUCGUAAAUAAACACAACUUUAAUUUGAAUGUCAGUUGCAACUGUGGAAAUGGAGCAGUCGUCUAGUGGAACUAGUCAAGCGACCUCAUUUGGUGAGCGUCUUCAUAAUGUAUUUCUCUUUGUAUAGUUAAUUGUGAUACUGAAUCAGUUAAAAUUUUGGUUUCCUAAAUAAAAUAAAUAAUAAACUUUACAGUUAAGUAUCUUUCCAUAUCCAACAUGUUUUAUAAACAAUGAGAUAUUGCACGAUGUUAAAUAGGUUCGCACGAAUGCAUAUUGCGUUCCUACAUGUAGAAAUCAUAUGUGAUAUAAUUUAAUAUCCAUCAAAGAUUAGAUGGUUUCCUAUACUUGGUCGAUAACUCCUCAAAGGGUUUGCAUUCCAUGGGGUUCGUGGAAAAGACAUUAUAAAUGUUGCUGUUCAUUGUCAUGACCGUUUUAAAAUGCAAUAUUUCUUCCUGUUAGUGGUUACUGAAUUUUUUCAACAAUUUAUUGAUGUGCUAUUUAAAGACACAUCUAUUUCGCAAACACCUUCUGCGAUGAUUGUCUACCUUAUUUUCCAUUUAAUGCAUAAUGGCUGUGUUGCUUAUGGUUGAAAUGGCUAGACUUGUAAUUAGUUUUUGUAGUGUUGCGUUUAUUUUAAAUGUGGUAAAUUAUAGAUAUGUUUUUUGUUGACUUUGUACCACGCUUCGAGCCUUUGGGGAUGAAGCGUGUUUUGAAAUGAACUUUAUUAUUAUUAUGUAACAAAUAUCGUGAAAACCGUCUGUGGCAUGACAUAAUUUCAUUUAUUAAAUAUUUUUUUUUUUUUUUUAAAUGUUAGUGAUGUUAGACAAAAAAGAUUUGUUUGGUGUCAUCGCUGCCUUAUGCGGUGCAGGAUGUUUUAUCAUCAUCACGAUCAUCACAGGUGGUGUUGCUCUCCGCAGGAGAAAACGUAAGGACACUUAAGAUUGGGAUUAAGAAACGUGUUGUUGUUUUUUUCUUUCGUUUAAUGAAUGUAGCCAAGUCCAUUUUGAUAAAUAGUAGUUUUUAGACUGGAUGUAACCGAGAUGUAGGGAAGUGAAAGAACAAAUGAUCAAGACUUAGAGGGCUUGAUAGAGGGACUUACUUAAGCAAGGGGUCCGCUCAUGAAGACGGGAAGCAAUGGAUCGAUCUGAAUAGAACGAUGUGUUGGAGCAGGCAAGGGACCUACAUGGGGACGUAGUGCACCUAAUGGUGAUGAGACGUGAUUAACACUAAAUCAUGAGCCUCAUAAUUAUUAUAAGUGCCGCGCUACCACUCGAUAAGAAAAACACGCAUAAUCUCAAACACCAUUCCAAAGUACUGAUGUAAAAUAUGUUCCUUCGUAGUUAAUUAAUUCAGUAAUUAACUAGCUGGAAAAAAAACAGGAAAAAAAAACUUAAAGAGAUAUUACGCAAACAACAUUCAGCACACAAACAUCUUCAGCUGCUAAUUGAAAUAUCACUCAACCUGAUUUACUGGGUGUUCCCAUACCCCUCCACACUGACCCGUACCCCACGCAUGCUUAGGGUCAACUGGCAACGCAAGUUAACUCCUCUCUUAAAUUGACAUACUAUGUAAACGCUGCAUUUGUCCAUUCCAUUUAUAUGACGGUAUUUUAUCAUUCUAGGCACCAAGGAUCCACCACCCAGUCCGUAUCCGGACAGCACUCAAACCUACACGAGCAGCGAGAGGAGCUCUGACACGCCCUCGUCAUCGCGUCACGUCUACGAACGAAUCAGUGACAUUAUCUCCAGCAUACUGCGCAGCAGCUCCAGCGGAAGUUCCAGGUCGUGGAGCAGCGUCGUGACGGACUACAGGAGGAAGGUGGUGCUGAGCGAGGUGGUGUACGCCGAAUACAGUUUACCAGACGGCAGCAGCUGGGAUUCGUUCAGUCAACGCGUCGAGUCUGACGGUUCAGAUGGUACGCUUAAGGAUUGUUGGCACAGAGAUGGUACGCUUAAGGAUUGUUCGCAUAGAGAUGGUACGCUUACUGAUGGUACGCUUAGAAAUGUUGCGCUAAAUGAUGGUACGCUUAAAGAUGGUAGGCUUAGUGAUCGUACGCUUAGAGAUGGUACGCUUAGGGAUUGUACGCUUAUGAAUUACUCGACGUAAAGUGACCAAACAGAUUUUAGAUUUAGCUUGUUGCCUAAGGGGUUUGUACAUUGACAUUUGAUCAAGCCGUUCGGUCAGAUUGGCUAAUGGGUUUGUUUUGUUUUCAUUUGGAAGAUCACAAAUGUGAUCUUGGGUUAGUUUGUUGUCUUAGGGUUUGGAGCAGUGAAAACAGACCGAACAUGAUCUUGGGUGAGUUUGUUGUCUUAGUGUUUUGAUCAGUUAAAGCACACCGAACAUGAUCUUGCGUUUAUUUGUGGUCUGAGGAAGUUUCACUAUUAGAAGUUAACGAAAAAUUGUUUCAAAAAAAAAAAAAUAUAUAUAUAAUCCGAUAAGGUCUAAACUGAUAUAAAAACAUGUCAUCCUCGUAUUCAUGAAAAUUAACUAUUUUAAGGCAAUAUGCUGCCAUCUCCCUGAUAGGGCGUAAUGUGGCAAUUUGCAUCUUGUCUGUUUCUGACACCGACAGUGUCCUCAAUGUAAUACAAAUAUAGUAGGUCCCAACAGAUAAAGGUCAUUGUUGAUGCAUGUAAAAGGUUAAGAAAGUAGGUCAAAUGCAUAAUAACUAGAAACAACCCACCUUGAAAUGACAUUAGAAUUGCGUAAACUUCCUUUCUUUAUAAGUCACUUGACAAAUAUUA
Molecule: messenger RNA, 5578 nt
Organism: Lymnaea stagnalis (great pond snail)
Lineage: Eukaryota; Metazoa; Mollusca; Gastropoda; Lymnaeidae
Source: the annotation of a GenBank genome assembly